UCAAGGCGCGGUCCGCGUCCGCCGGCAGAAAAAACGGCUUAAAGGCGACGCGUGGCGCGAUGGCGGCGGCCCCACGCGCGUGCAGGCGGGGCUGGCGGCCGCGCCCGGUGCUGCUGCUGCUGCUGCUGCUGGCGCUGCCGCCCCCGGGGGGCCCGCCGGGCGCCGCCGCCUACUUCCCCGAGGAGCGCUGGAGCCCGGAGUCGCCGCUGCAGGCGCCGCGAGUCCUCGUCGCGCUGCUGGCGCGCAACGCGGCCCACGCGCUGCCCGCCACGCUGGGCGCGCUCGAGCGGCUGCGGCACCCGCGGGAGCGCACGGCGCUGUGGGUGGCCACGGACCACAACUCAGACAAUACGUCGGCUGUGCUGCGCGAAUGGCUGGUGGCUGUGAAGAGUUGGUACCACUCUGUGGAGUGGCGGCCGGCGGAGGAGCCCAGGUCCUACCCGGACGAGGAGGGCCCCAAACACUGGUCCGACUCGCGCUACGAGCACGUUAUGAAGUUGCGCCAGGCAGCCCUGAAAUCUGCCCGGGACAUGUGGGCCGAUUACAUCCUGUUUGUGGAUGCAGACAACCUGAUCCUCAACCCUGACACACUGAGCCUCCUCAUCGCCGAGAAUAAGACCGUGGUGGCCCCGAUGCUGGAUUCGCGGGCUGCGUACUCCAACUUCUGGUGUGGGAUGACUUCCCAGGGCUACUACAAACGCACACCUGCCUACAUCCCCAUCCGCAAGCGGGACCGUCAGGGCUGCUUUGCGGUUCCCAUGGUGCACUCGACCUUCCUGAUCGACCUGCGGAAGGCGGCCUCCAGGAACUUGGCAUUCUACCCUCCUCACCCCGACUACACCUGGUCCUUUGACGACAUCAUCGUCUUUGCCUUCUCCUGCAAGCAAGCAGAGGUCCAGAUGUACGUCUGCAACAAGGAGGUAUAUGGCUUCCUGCCAGUGCCGCUGCGGGCGCACAGCAGCCUCCAGGAUGAGGCCGAGAGCUUCAUGCACGUGCAGCUGGAGGUCAUGGUGAAGCACCCACCGGCGGAGCCCUCCAGGUUCAUCUCCGUGCCCACCAGGACGCCUGACAAGAUGGGCUUUGACGAGGUCUUCAUGAUCAACCUGAAGCGACGGCAGGACCGGCGGGACCGCAUGCUGCGGGCGCUGCGGGAGCAGGAGAUCGAGUGCCGGCUCGUGGAGGCCGUGGAUGGCAAAGCCAUGAACACCAGCCAGGUGGAGGCGCUGGGCAUCCAGAUGCUGCCCGGCUACCGGGACCCCUACCACGGGCGGCCCCUCACCAAGGGCGAGCUGGGCUGCUUCCUCAGCCACUAUAACAUCUGGAAGGAGGUGGUGGACCGCGGGCUGCAGAAGUCACUUGUGUUCGAGGACGACCUGCGCUUUGAGAUCUUCUUCAAGAGACGCCUGCUGAACCUCAUGCGGGACGUGGAACGGGAGGGUCUGGACUGGGACCUCAUCUACGUGGGCCGGAAGAGGAUGCAGGUGGAGCGGCCGGAGAAGGCUGUGCCCCGUGUGAGGAACCUGGUGGAGGCCGAUUACUCCUACUGGACGCUGGCCUACGUGAUCUCCCUGCAAGGCGCCCGCAAGCUGCUGGCGGCCCAGCCCCUCUCCAAGAUGCUGCCUGUCGACGAGUUCCUGCCCGUCAUGUUUGACAAGCACCCAGUGUCUGAGUACAAGGCCCACUUCUCGCCCCGCAACCUUCGCGCCUUCUCGGUGGAGCCCCUGCUCAUCUACCCCACGCACUACACAGGGGACGAUGGCUACGUGAGUGACACGGAGACCUCGGUCGUGUGGAACAACGAACACGUCAAGACCGACUGGGACCGUGCCAAAUCCCAGAAGAUGCGCGAGCAGCAGGCACUGAGUCGCGAGGCCAAGAACUCAGACGUGCUGCAGUCCCCGCUGGACAGCGCCGCCCGAGACGAGCUCUGAGGGGCUGCGGCCGAAACACCAAAGCAGGCGUCGCUGGCCCAGCCUCCUUGUGCUCGCCGGGGACAGAAGGGCCACCCCCCCCAGCCCCCUGCGGACCCCCGGCCGGCCGCAGAGGGCCCUCCACGCAAGGCGGUAUCCAGCCAGCUCUUGUUCAGCAACCACGUGCACGCAGGCAGCUUUAAUGGAGUGCCUACUGUAUGCCGGGAACGGGGCCCGGAACCGGGGGGAUCAGAUGGGAACGAGACACGUUCCUGUCUUCAGGGGCCGAACACCUGAAGUCCCCGCUGUGUCCCAGGCUUCUGUGUUAGCGGCAGUGAGCGAGGCGCAGUUAUUCCGUAGGCCAGUGAUCGAUUCAGUCGUCAAGGUUCUACCGACCUCCCCUCCCCCCACCGCCCCAAGAAUCAGCACUAGUGAUACACAGUCAUUGUUUUGAUUCAUUUAAGUAUUUAUUGAACGCCUACUGUAGGCUGGGCACCAACCAUCCUAGGCUCUGGGAAUAUUGAGAUUGACCAGCCCCUUUCGUUCAUUUCUUCCAACAACACAUCCGAGCACCCGCUCUGUGCCUGCCUGGUACUCGUGACACAAAGACAAGUUCUCACAGACUCAGAGCAUUUAUCGAGUGCCUGCUGUGCGCUGGGGAUGAAGAGAAACAAGGUGCUUUUCAUGCUUCGAUGGGUUUCCUCCCCCCCCACCCCCCACCCCAUCUAAAGAGCACCUACAGGCAUUAGCGAUACAGUGUAACACUCGCCGGGGUCGGCACCGGGUCACCUACGUGUGUGCCGGGCCACGUGCUAAGUGCCGGGCCACCGAGAUGCACAAGACGAGUCUUUUAUCUCUUUGUGCAGCGGGCAUUUAUUGAACGCCUGCUGUGUACCAGACCUCAUGGACUCCCAGUGGGACUGGGGAAUGAUUGGCUGAGUUUGACCCCUGCCCACCCCUCCCCACCCCGGUCACCCAAGCUUGUGCAGACAAAAUCCCCCCCCCACCACCCAGGAGGGAGGGUGGCUCUUCCCUCACCGGGGGCGGCUGCGGGUCCCAGUGACCACAGGGCCACACGCAAGCUCCCCUAGACCCAGCCCCCCUGGAGGGGGCAAGGGAUGAAUACGGGGGCUGGGUCUCCUGUGCUCACCCCUGCUCCUGUUUGGACCCGUCCCCCUGUUGGCUCGACCUCCCCGGCCUGCGUCCCACGUGUGGGUCCUGCCUGCGCAGUGGGGUUCCUGUGUUCAAGCCUUCGGUGGGGUUGUUUGUGUGUUUGGGGCCUUGCGUGGGCUCCGCUGCCCUCCCCCCGCGUCGGUCCUGCCUGAGGCCUGGGCAGGAUGUCCCCCAGCGGGGGCUGGAGGGCUUGCUGUGUCUUUGGCCUGGAAUGAAUGUCAGAGCCAGGACUUUGCUCUCGUAGGGACGACUGCUCACUGGGUCAGGUCCUGGAUAACUUGCUUAUUUUUUUAUUAAAUGUUCCCGGUUGGUUUUCACAUAAA
This is a messenger RNA of Felis catus (domestic cat), 3406 nucleotides long. RefSeq names its product collagen beta(1-O)galactosyltransferase 1 (gene COLGALT1). Gene Ontology annotation, molecular function: procollagen galactosyltransferase activity. The coding region runs from base 60 to 1931 and encodes 623 amino acids. The record is from RefSeq and is a predicted model, not a curated record. The transcript is spliced from 12 exons. NCBI's taxonomy places the organism in Eukaryota, Metazoa, Chordata, Mammalia, Carnivora, Felidae.